Molecule: messenger RNA, 1437 nt
Organism: Penicillium verrucosum
Lineage: Eukaryota; Fungi; Ascomycota; Eurotiomycetes; Eurotiales; Aspergillaceae
Exons: 9
Coding region: 1-1437 (478 amino acids)
Molecular function (GO): carboxylic ester hydrolase activity
Source: RefSeq, a predicted model, not a curated record
AUGCAUCUAUUCCUCACCCUUGGCGCAUUUUGGAGUAAUGUGGCCGCUGUAGCUGACCACCGACCCCCUGAGCUUCACGUCGCGACCUCUUCUGGCGUUGUGAACGGAAUAUAUAACGAUUCUGCACGUACUGUACGGGCAUUUCUUGGAAUCCCAUAUGCCGAGCCCCCAGUUCAAGAGCUGCGAUGGGAACCACCACGUCCCAAAUCACCACCCGGAAGACCCAUCGAUGCAUCUUCCUUCAGCAGUCCCUGUCCACAGGUGUAUACGUACUCCAAUGAAUCGAUUUAUAACGUUGUUCCGGCUACGAUAUGGAACUCUGCCGACAUGUCUGAAGACUGUCUGUAUUUGAAUAUUUGGGCACCUUCUUUCAAGCGUCGAGGCUACCGGGGGCUGAGCAGAGCAGCAGUCAUGGUGUUUAUUCAUGGAGGAAGCCAUGACAUAGGAGGUAGUUCUGUUAGUUAUUACGAUGGCACGAAGUUAGUACGGAAUCAGGAUGAUCUGAUUGUUGUUACGUUCAAUUAUCGACUCAAUGUUUUUGGGUUUCCUAAUGCACCCGACAUCGAUUCUUCCAAGCAGAACCUUGGGCUUUUGGACCAGCGAUUGGCAAUCGAGUGGAUUUAUGAAAAUAUAGCCAGAUUCGGUGGUGAUCCAGAUAGGAUUCUUCUGUUUGGUCAAUCUACCGGGGCUUCUUCAGCUGAUAUCCAUUCAUACGCAUACCCAGACAAUCCUAUCAUUAGCGCAGUUGCUCUUCACUCGGGCACCGCUCCAUUACUGACUUCAGCUCCGGAUCAUCAAAAUUGGAAUAAGCUGUCUAUUGCGGUUGGAUGCGGCGUAGGAGCCGAAUCCUUCCAAUGCAUGAGACAAGUGCCAAUGACGAAGAUUGUCGAAACAAGGGCCAAAGGAAAGUAUAGCUUUUAUCCCAUUGUGGAUGAGGUCCUCGUCUUUUCCGAUUAUGCCGCCAGAGCUAAAAAGGGGAAAUUGGCACCAUUGCCAACAUUGGGAGGGAGCAAUGAGCGUGAAAUCACGGCUUUCUUGCCGCUAAGUCAAAUAUUCGUUGACGAGACAAAAGUCUCUGAGCUCAGUCAAAUGAUUUAUAACUGUCCCCUCCGGGAAUCUGUGAGCAAUGUCAGCCCAGUUGCAUGGCUUGGGGCAUACCACGGGUCUGAGAUACCUAUUGUCUUUGGAACCUAUGAUAAGUUCAGGGCGAUCCCUCCGUCUACCAGGGAAGUUGAAGUCAGUGAAUACAUGCAAGGAGCCUGGGUUGCAUUUGCCAAGGACCCUAGUAUGGGACUGAGUGAGUAUGGAUGGCCACAGUUCAACUUUGAUGAGCCCACCUUGGUCCAUCUCGCCCUGAAUAAUACGGUCGAGGCGAAAUUUACCUCUGCCAGUCCGUGGGAUACAUCUUGUGAAGCUCCCAUUCGAUCCGAGUUAUGA